UGAGGACCUGGUUUAGUGGUGAUCACAGUGCUGGUGCUGGGUUAAGGUUGGACUUUAAUGAUCUCAAAGGUCUUUUCCAACCUCACCAUUCCUGCCUUAAUCAUGGAACUGUUAUCACUCCAAACCCAUGGGUGAUGCUCCCGCCCUGGUGUACAGGCAUGGCAACUGGAGGGCUGAGCUCCCAAACCAAAACAGAAACAAUCCCAGAGCUUUACUGCAGUUCCUCACCCAGGGAAAAAGGCAGCAAGGAGGUCACUCCACUUGCCCUGGGUGUCUUACUGCAACACCUACUGCAGCCACCCCUGGCUGUAUCCUACGCAUCCAGGCUGUGUCCUCAUGGCAGAGCUUUCUGGAGCUUGCACAGGGCUCUGCGCGGAGCUACUCGGGGUCAGUGUAAGAGGCUCCUCCCCGGCAGCACCCAGGGGAGAUGAUGUUGUGUGAGCCUCAGGUGCUGUGGGCUGCGGCUCUGGACCAUCCGGGAAAUCGCUGCGGCGAUUCCAAGAAUGUGGAGCCGAAGCAGGGCACAAGAUAAGACUCUGCACACAACACAGCUUUUAUCUGCCUCAAGGCUAGUUUCUGCUCCUUGGCCACACCGGGAGCCGCUCACCAGUGCUCCAGCCUGAAGAGCGUUUCUAUCUCUUUGUCCUUCUCCAAAUCUUUAGCCAAUCCGCCGGUAGCCUGCCUGCUGCCCUUCUCCCCCCGCAGCUGCUGCCCCAGCCUGGGCUGUCCCCCGCCAGCCCCGAUCCGCCCCGCGGCCUCUUUCGCUUUCGUUUCUCCCUGCGCGCCCAGCCCAGCCCAGCCCAGCCCAGCCCGGCUUCACCUGGCGCUCCUCGACGCGGCACCGGCUCGGCGCGGCUCGGCUCGGCUCGACCAUGCCGCGGUUCAGCGUGGCGGAGGCCAGUAUUUGGGGGUAUCAGUUCGUGCAGUUCCUGCAGGACACGGGCCGGGAGCAGGCGAGCCUGCGGGAAACGCUGCGGACCAUCUACAACCAGGAGUUCCGGGGCAGGACUGACGCAAGGACACCCAAUUUUUCCUGCAUGUUGUACGCUCUGAAGACAACCCACCAGGUUCAGGUGCGCGGACAGCUGGUGAAAUUCAAGGUGAGGAGGCAUGUGGUGGUGGCAGACCAGUACCGGCGACCCAGAAGGAAUGCACAGACAUCCGUGUCCACGUCUGCUUCAGGACAGCAGCCCAGCUCUGCUCCACAAAUACCCCAGAGCUAUGCCAAGCAGUGGGCUGAGCUCAUUCGUGGGAAGCACGGGGUAGAGAUCAUCUCAGACUAUGACCAGGGCAACGGGAAUAUCCGCUUCCCAGUGGUGCCGGGUGAGCCCCGGACAGUCACUGUCCUGGUGCAGAACUGUGGGACAGAGGUGGUGACACUGCAGCGGCUCCAGCCACGGCAGCAGGCACGGGAGCUCUCCUUCACCGACGAGCAAGGGGCAGUGCAGGGCCAGUCCCUGCUGUUACACCCGGGUGGGAUGUACCCCAUCCAGGUGCGCUGCCUCACCACCUGCAACGGGCACUUCAGUGCUGUGCUGUUCUUCGAGUUCACCAAGGAGCCAGACGGGUCCUUCAGCAUCUCACGCUACGUUGCUGCCGUUGCCGAGAGCCAGCUGGCCAAGGACCUGGGGCCCUCGGCACCUUUCCAGCCUUACGAGGCCAGCCUCCAGCGCCACGUCACAGUCAUCACCGAGGAUGGCAUCCCCCCUGACGGCUCCCUGAAAAACGAACUGGAGAGGGAGAUCCCUCUGGGCACCUACCAGUACCCAAAGAGCCUCAAGGACACGAUCCUGCUGGGACCCAGCGCCAGUGCCGGCUCCAGAUGGGCUGCCAUGCGCUCGCUGCUGGAAGCACCUCUGCAGGCUGAGAACUACUACCAGAAAUUCCAGCUGCUGCUGCACCUGGAGGAGAUUCAGAUGGAGGUGGACAUCCGACGCUACGACAUGCAGGACGUGACCAUGGUGCAGGAGAGGGCACUGCUGGUUCUCGAUGUGCCUGGCGUGGCCGAGAACCGCCCGUCCCUGCUAAGAGGGGAUCACCUCUUUGCCCACCUGAGCAGCGAGCGGGACCACUCCCCGCUCGUCCGCUACAAGGGCUACGUGCACAGCGUGGAACUGGACAAGGUCAGGCUGGGCUUCUCCUCCAAGCUGCAGAAGAAGUUUGUGAACAACCUCAAGUUCGAUGUGACCUUCACCUUCAGCCGGCUGCCACUGCAGGUGCAGCAUCGGGCUGCAGUCCUGGCCGGGCGCCGAGGCUUGUUCAGCCUCCUCUUCCCCUCUGCCUCCAGCCACAAGUCCCUCUUCCCAGGGCCCUUCCAGCCCCGGUGGUUUAACCGCAAGCUGGAGACCAACGAGGAGCAGUGCAAAGCUGUGACCCACAUCGUGAUGGGGGUGUCCCGGCCAGCCCCAUACCUCAUCUUUGGCCCCCCUGGCACUGGCAAGACGGUCACUGUGGUGGAGGCCAUCAAGCAGGUGUGGACAUGCUUCAAGGAUGCCCGUAUCUUGGCCUGUGCCCCCUCCAACAGUGCUGCAGACCUGCUGUGCCAGUGCCUCAUCAAGGACAUUGCCCCUCAGAAUGUCUACAGGCUCAUCGCCAGCUCCAGGAGCUACAGGGAAGUGCCCGCUGAUAUCAGGCCCUGCUGCAACUGGGAUGAUGAGCAGAGCAGCUACGUGUACCCAAGCAAGGAGAGCCUGAGGCACUACCGGAUUAUCAUCACCACGCUGGUGACAGCAGGAAGGCUCGUGUCAGCCAACUUCCCCCCUGGGUUUUUCUCCCACGUCUUCAUCGACGAGUGUGGCCACGCGGUCGAGCCCGAGAGCGUCGUGGCCAUCGCGGGGCUCCUGGCUCCCAUGGAUGAGGAGACCAACCCCAAUGGGGGGCAGCUGGUGCUGGCAGGAGACCCCAAGCAGCUGGGCCCCGUGCUGACCUCACCACUGGCCAUCCAGCACGGUCUGGGCACCUCGCUGCUGGAGAGGCUGAUGCUGCACAACCCCUUGUACAAGAAGUCGAGCGGAGGAUACAACCCGCAGUUCAUCACCAAACUGCUCUGGAACUACAGGUCCCACGAGGCCAUUCUCAGGAUCCCCAACGAGCUCUUCUAUGACAACGAGCUGAAGGUGUGCAGGAGCGACGGGCUUGACGUCCGGAAUCUGUUCUGUACCUGGGAGGAGCUUCCCAAAAAAGGCUUCCCCAUCAUCUUCCACGGGGUUUGUGGGGAAGACCAGAGAGAGGCCAAGAGUCCUUCAUUCUUCAACACGGCCGAAAUUGAGGUCCUGGUCCACUACCUCAAGAAGCUGCUGCAGAGCCAAAGCCAGGGAAGCUGCCCCAGGGUGAGCCCCAAGGAGAUCGGCAUCAUCUCUCCCUACAGGAAGCAGGUAGAGAAGAUCCGGAAAGCCAUCACCUCCCUGGACCCCGAUCUGCAGCAGCUGCCGGACAUCAGCCAGUUGAAGGUGGGCUCUGUGGAGGAGUUCCAGGGCCAGGAGCGGCACGUGAUCCUCAUCUCCACCGUGCGCAGCUGCAGCUCGUACCUCCAGUUCGACCAGACCUUCAGGCUGGGCUUCCUCAAGAACCCCAAGAGGCUUAACGUGGCCAUCACCAGGGCCAAGGCUCUGUUGAUCGUGGUGGGUAAUCCAACCGUGCUCAGCAAGGACCCCCACUGGCUCAGGUUCCUCAGGUACUGCAAGGAGCAGGGCGGCUACACCGGCUACCCCUACGAGGAGGAGGAGAGCACAGCUGAGGACAGACUCGCCAGCGACCUCCACAUGCUGCAGCUCAGUGUUUAGUACCCAGGGCUUGCUUGUCUCCAUCUCGAAGUCAGGAGCCAGCUCUGCCAUGAGGUUUCUCUGCAGGAGAUGCACCUGGGAAGGGAGGAGAGGCCCCAGGAAGCUGCAUCCCCCUCAGCCUGUCCCUGGCCUGCAGCAGCUCCUGCUUUUCCUGCCUCAGUCCCGGGGUGCUCCCUGCAUCCCUGUGGAGAUGGGGCUGAACCAACUGGACCAGAAGGUGUUGCCAGCCUUUGCUGCCAGCCACGAAGCCCACACCAGCAUCAGACUGGGACAACUCUCCAUUUUAAUCAUUUUUUACAUGGCUGUGGCAAAACUAUUCUCUGUGACUGGUCUCAUCAUUCAGUGAAAGGCUUAAGCCUGGAGGCUCUGGCCUCCAAAGAGCAUCACUGGGUGCACAGGGGAGCUCACUGCUGCUGUGAUGGGUGGCUGGGGAAGGCAGGGACCUGGCCUGGGGCAGGCUGGCUCAGCUCUCCACUGGGCUGCUGCGUGGCCUGAGAGCUGGCAUGGCUGCACAGGCACUCUGUUUCCCUCGAAUAAAUGUUUAAAGAAAA
Motacilla alba alba is the source of this 4333-nucleotide messenger RNA. It is a transcript of the gene MOV10, whose product is annotated as Mov10 RISC complex RNA helicase. The record is from RefSeq and is a predicted model, not a curated record. The coding region runs from base 873 to 3782 and encodes 969 amino acids. Gene Ontology annotation, molecular function: 5'-3' RNA helicase activity; RNA binding. Lineage: Eukaryota; Metazoa; Chordata; Aves; Passeriformes; Motacillidae. The transcript is spliced from 22 exons.